Messenger RNA from Salvia hispanica, 1635 nucleotides. The record is from RefSeq and is a predicted model, not a curated record. NCBI's taxonomy places the organism in Eukaryota, Viridiplantae, Streptophyta, Magnoliopsida, Lamiales, Lamiaceae.
CUUCAUAAUAUCCUUACUUUCUUUCUUUCUUUGUAUUUCAUAAAAAAAGCUUCAAGUCUCAAUUGUGUUUAAUUUGUGCAUCAAUAUUCAUAUAAUUAAGAUGGCUGCUUAUGCAGCUCUGGUUUCUCUUCUGCGUAUUAUAGAUGAUAUUGAAACUCAUCCUUCCCCUCCGAUUUCUCUCGACAACCAACAAGUCCAAUUUCUCACACAUAUAGUUACCUUCUUGCAGGAAUUUCUCGAAAGCUACAAGUCACCUUACGAGUACAGCGACGAAGCAGAUCCAUUGGAGAUUCGCAUUAUAGAUGCAACACAACUGGUUGAAGACGUGGUCGAGUCCUAUAUUAUUGACACAAUCCAGAUUUCUGCAGCAGCAACUGAUGAACAAAUCAGUUGCAUCCAUUUCUAUCAAGAUCUGCAAAACGUGAUAGAAAAUAUGGAUUUGAUCAAGAAAGAGGUGACUGCGAUGACAAUGGAGAAGGAAGAGCACAAGAGAAAGGUGGCAUCUGAUGAUGCUGGUUUAAGAUCCAGUUCCACUAACAAGAAGCAUCUAAUGAUAGGGUUUGAUGAUGUGCUUCUUCAACUCCUGGAUAGGCUUACCGAUGGAAACACCAAUCACCAGAUCAUCCCUAUCGUAGGGAUGGGUGGCAUCGGCAAAACCACUCUUGCAAAAGAUCCUCCGAGUGUGGAUGACGAUGAUAUCAUUAUCAUGGAGAAUCUAGAAGUGCUUGAUGGAGUGUUAAAUUUGAAUGUAAGUGAAGAUGUUGUUAAAAGAAUUCCCAAUAUCAAGGAAUUGAAUAUGAGAUAUUCGGGGCUGUCUUCAGCUGAUGGAGUGAACUAUCUGAGCCGUCUUGAAUGUCUUAGUAAACUGGAAUCCUUGGAGUUGUAUAUCAAGUCCCCUGAUAUUGGAAAGUAUCUGCAGAAGACCAACUUGCCACCCUCCCUUAAAAUGUUGAUUCUCCGGCUACAAGGUGAUUUUGAGUUGGAGCACAUACUGGUAAAGAUAGGUUCCUUACCACUUCUUGAGAAGCUCGAAUUAUAUAGGUGUGGGUAACAAUGGAAGACCAAUUCCAGAGUCUCAAGUCACUAACAUUGUAUAGGUGUGGUGAUCUAGAAAAGUGGACAGUGUCAGAGAGCUCCCACUUUCCACUUCUUAUAGAGCUUCAUCUUUCUUUGUUAAACGAAUUGAAGGAGAUUCCAGCAGAAAUUGGAGAAAUACCAACACUCAGGUCAAUUAAAUUGUACUUAUGCAAUGAAUCAGUGGUGUUGUCAGCUAAACAGAUAUUUGACGAACAACAGGAUUUGCAUGGAGACCAAAUUGACCUUCUUGUUCACGCUACAGUUUGGAUGGAAGAUGAAUCACUGCAAAAGUUGGCAACUUCCAAUUUUAAAGUUAAAGUGUUUUAGACUGAUGUUAUCAUAAUUAUCACUCUUCUUUUAUGUGUUUUUUCCUCCUGAUUCUAGUUAAUUAACUCUCUCUUUCGCUUUUCCGAUUGCCAAGUUGAUAAGAUUUGUUUGUGACAUCAAUUUUCAUUUCUCAUUUUGGAAAUUUGGAAUUGCUUUGGCAUGUACUACAGUUUUUGAAGCCGAAAACAAAAUUAAGCCAGACAUUUACAUUAGUGGUCAAUUUCGAUUAUA